This is a messenger RNA of Tripterygium wilfordii, 2710 nucleotides long. Its product is annotated as probable LRR receptor-like serine/threonine-protein kinase RKF3. Gene Ontology annotation, biological process: protein phosphorylation. The transcript has a single exon. Bases 546 to 2489 code for a protein of 647 amino acids. NCBI's taxonomy places the organism in Eukaryota, Viridiplantae, Streptophyta, Magnoliopsida, Celastrales, Celastraceae. The record is from RefSeq and is a predicted model, not a curated record. Gene Ontology annotation, molecular function: protein kinase activity; ATP binding.
CAAGCAUGGACUUUGAAAAUCAUGAUCACAGUUUUCUCUUCUUGUCUGUUUCUUUGGAAAAUAUUUUCAGAGUUGUGGAAUGAACUGAGAAUUACUUAUUUUGUUCAGACAGAGUCUCUAACAUUGUCUUGUUAGAGGACACAAGCAUUGUUCUAUCCGUCUCGAAAGCAAAAAAAAAAAGAGGCAUAAUUCUAUCUUGACAGUUGUAGUCUUUUAACUCUUUAUUUGUUUGUAAACCAGGAAUCAUGGGUUUGUUUACUUUGAAACUCUUAUGUUGUUUUUUUCUGCUAACAACAAUGUCCGUCCUCAGAAUCUUAUGAGAUUGGUUUAGAGAUUCAGUAGAAAAAACCAUGGGACUCUACUGUAUAAGUCAUUGGUCUCUUGUAAUUUCAUGGAAACAAUUUUUUUGGUUCUUCUCUCAGUUGCCGCCCUACACUAUCCGCCAAAACCGGCCAUGGAAGCUGAGACAUUGUGAAGAUUGUGGCUCCAUCAGAAAGCCAAGACUCUUGACAGUUUUUAUUUCCUUUUGAAACUUUCGCUAAGAGAUGUCCAUUUCCUUCAUCUUCUUUGCAUUCAAAUUAGGCUUUGCAGCGUUGUUCUGCAGUUUUUCCACUGCUUAUUGUCUCACAAACUCAAACAGAAACCUUAGUGGAGAAACCUCUUGUCCAUUGAACUUUGAUCUUCUUCGCGAGAUUGUCACCGGUGCUCCAUGGAGGCCUUCACUUACAGACGUGCCUUCUCGGUGUGGACAUGUUAUUGAUGGAAUCCGUUAUGUACGAUCAGCGUAUCUUCAGACCAACGGGUACUUCUUUCCACCUCCUGCGACUGCUCCUACAUGUUGGGAUACAUACCAGAAUGUGGUUGACGAAUUGUCGCCGGAUUUUGAUAUCCAAACUCAUUGUGGGUAUCAUCCAGAGUGGUUUUGGCAGGGCUGUGGAAACAUAACAUCUAGGGAACAGUUUGAGAACCGGAUUCCAGCGUCCGAAAUGGAUCGAAUGAGGCUUAGUUGCAAUCAGUCGCUGGAGAAUAGUACUAAAUGUGAGUCGUGUACUAACAUAUUGUCAAGUACUGGGAAAAUGUAUCUUGAUGGUUCUGGAAAUUGGUCUGCAAUGGAUUGUUCCGUGUACAUGUUUAUGUAUGCAGCUGCUUCUGUUAAUCAGCUUGGACUGACAGAUCAAGCGACGACAAAAUGUUUGUUGAGGCUUCAAUUUGCAAUAAAAUCAUCUGUCAAAAAGAGGCACAAGGUUAAUCUUUCUGGUGUGGUUGGAGGUUUUAUGUUUGGAAUCUUGGUAGCUUUUUUGACGAUCUGGUUCGUCUGGACGAUAUUCAGAAAAUAUGGGUGCAAGAAGAACAAUCUUGUUGAAGGGGAGAGAGAGAAGGAGAAGGAGAAGGAGAAGGACAACUCUGUCGAAGAAGACGAGACGAGCUUGGUCUUUGGGCAUGGCUUGUACAGCAAAAGUCCCAACUUGGUCAAGUUCAGAAUAGAAGAAAUCAAAAGAGCUACCAUGAAUUUCUCAAGGUGUAAUAUAAUUGGUAAGGGAGGCUAUGGCAAUGUAUACAAGGGAGUACUGAGAGACGGAACUGAAGUCGCAUUGAAGAGGUUCAAAAACUGUUCUGCAUUAGGCGACGCAAAUUUUGAACAUGAAUUGGAGAUCAUUGCAAGUGUAAGGCAUGUCAAUCUUGUUGCUUUGAAAGGAUAUUGUACUGCAACAAAUCCCAUGGAAGGUCACCAACGAAUCAUCGUUUGCGACUUGAUGCAUAACGGAAGCCUUUACGAUCAUCUCUUCGAAACUGGACAGAAGAAGAAGAAGCUAAGCUGGCCGAUUCGUCAGAAGAUAGCCCUUGGGACAGCGCGAGGAUUGUGUUAUUUACAUUAUGGUGUGCAUCCAGCCAUCAUACAUAGAGAUAUUAAAGCAAGUAACAUACUUCUGGACGAGACGUUCGAGCCAAAAGUUGCAGAUUUCGGUCUUGCAAAGUUUAAUAAUGCAGCAGGAAUGUCACACUUGAGCACCAGAGUUGCUGGAACUCUUGGAUAUGUAGCUCCUGAGUACGCCCUGUACGGGAAAUUAACCGAGAGAAGUGAUGUUUAUAGCUUUGGCGUUCUGCUUCUUGAGCUUCUAAGCGGGAAAAAAGCGUUUGAAAAUAAUGAUGGAAAGCCUUCGCUUUUAGCAGAUUGGGCAUGGUCUCUGGUGCAGCAGGGCAAAGCUUCGGACAUCAUCGAAAAAGAUAUGGCGGAAUUGGGGAUAUCAGAAGUGAUGGAGCAAUAUGUCUACACUGCUACUCUUUGUGCUCAUCCAAUCUUACAUGCUAGGCCUACCAUGGACCAGAUUGUGAAUAUAUUAGAAGCCGAAACGCCUACCAAUCCGAUUCCUGCAGCAUAUCUUGAUAGUGAGCCUGUCAGUGUUGGAUGGAGCUAUAUGUCCAGUUCUUCAAGCAUAAAUAAUGAUCGUCCGCUAAUAUCUGAGACAAUGGUAGACACAGAGUGUUGAAUGUAUAGAGCUUGUAGAACAGAUUUUUUUUUUUUUUAUACAAGACCCUCAUUUUCCUUGAAUGUAAUUAUUACAGCUUUCAGAACAUACGAGAGAUAAUUCAUAGAUUAGGCAUUUUUCAUAUUCUUUUCUGUCAAACUCCAUUGUAGACCUUUUUCUCUCCUGCAACUUAUUCAAUGCAACUCUCAUGGUUAAACGCUCUUUCGCUGAAUGAGAGGCAC